AUGGAUUCGGAUCGGUGCUUCAGAUAUGGUGUGACUGGUGCAGACUUAUCACAAUCUUCUAAUCCCACUGUGCCACCAACCCCUGUUAGAUUGUUUGGCUCUUUGAAACUUGAUUCAAGAAACUCGCCUAAUUCGCCUUUUUUAAGUCAUUUUGAUUCUGAGACUCUUACGACUUUGAGUGACAGUCAGGACCAGUACAGUUCCUCUGAGAAUCUUUCAGGAGCUAGCGCCUCCUGUAACUCUUCACUAGAUUAUAAUCAUCAGUUUCAAGCAUUAGGACCUUUGCUGGACUGUCAGUUAGGCCCUUCGCUGGAGUUUCACCAAAAGAAUCUACUGCUUUGUUCUGGUGAUUCUACUUCUUUACAGCAUGCACGUCAUGAUCACAACAUAGAAAACACUCUGCCCGAGUUAGAGAAAAACACACUGAUGGGUCAUGAUGAUGAAGAGGAAGGGAUCAUGCCGGAUCCUUCAUUAGGGGAAAAUAAAGAGCCACAAUCAUCAGGUCCAAGGUCUACAGCCUGGAACCUGGAACAUCAGGGGUCCCAUGUGAUGCAGUUUGAUUAUGUUUUGAGGCAUGGUAAGUCAGGCGACAAUGUUCUUACUGAGAAGCGUCGCAGACAGAUGGAAGUAGCACAUUUGCAGGUUUUCCCUUCUGGUGAUCUUAAAAAAUUGCUGAUUGAUUGUGCCAGAGCUCUGUAUGACGAUACACCGGAUAAUUUUGAGAUAUUAAUUGAAAAGGCUCAGGGUGCUGUAUCUAUUAGUGGAGACCCUAUCCAGCGUCUUGGUGCCUACAUGGUGGAGGGGCUGGUGGCAAGAAAAGAGGCAACAGGCACUGCAAUUUAUCAGGCCCUUAGGUGUGCAAAGCCAGAAGGGAAGGACUUACUUUCGUACAUGCAUAUCCUGUAUGAAAUAUGCCCUUAUUUAAAGUUUGGUUACAUGGCCGCUAAUGGUGCCAUUGCUGAAGUCUGCAGGUGUGAAGAUCGCAUCCACAUCAUAGACUUUCAAAUUGCUCAGGGGACCCAGUGGAUAACUCUCUUACAAGCUCUAGCUGCUAGACCCAAUGGGCCCCCUCAUGUGCGGAUCACAGGAAUUGAUGAUCCAGUUUCUAAAUAUGCCCGUGGGGACAGUUUGGAGGCAGUAGGGAAAAGAUUGGCGGUGAUUUCUGAAAAAUUCAAUAUCCCUGUUGAGUUUCAUGCGGUGUCAGUUUUUGCUCCAUAUGUCACGAGGGAUAUGCUUGACAUAAGGCCUGGUGAAGCUCUGGCUGUAAAUUUCCCUCUGCAGCUCCACCACACCCCUGAUGAGAGUGUUGAUGUGAAUAAUCCAAGAGAUGGGCUUCUGAGGAUGGUGAAGUCACUUUCACCAAUGGUGACCACUUUGGUAGAGCAAGAGUCAAACACAAACACAGCCCCUUUCUUACCUAGGUUCAUAGAAACCCUUGAAUACUACUUGGCUAUUUUUGAGUCAAUGGAUGUGACCAUGCCAAGGGACAGGAAGGAGCGGAUUAAUGUGGAGCAGCACUGUUUGGCCAGAGACAUUGUAAACAUUAUAGCUUGUGAAGGAAAGGACAGGGUAGAACGUCAUGAGCUCCUUGGCAAGUGGAAGUCCAGAUUGAUGAUGGCAGGGUUCCGGCAGUAUCCUCUGAGCUCUUACGUUAACUCUGUAAUAAGGACCUUGUUAGGGUAUUACUCUGAUCAAUACACACUGGUGGAGAAAGAUGGAGCUAUGCUGUUGGGGUGGAAGGACCGAAACCUGAUCUCUGCAUCUGCUUGGCACUGAGGAUGAGAAAAGGGGAGCCACAUGGAGGUGGUAAUGGGCACAACCUGUAGGUUAUAGUUUUGCAAUAAUGACAUGCCUGCAUAGUACUUUAGUAUGAUAACACCCUAGUAUCAGCCAUUGGAUUAGUUUGUUGAUUCUAUGUGUUAUUGUCAUGAAAUCCACUGGCCAAAAUAUGUGAUCAUAUUUUACUUUCAUACCAUCGAUGUGUUUUCGUUUUUAUCUCUGUUGUAUAACAGGCAUACUUGUUGAGCUGUAUUUGAUAUGUAGAUCAUCACAGUUUACUCUUUUUGGUCCCCUGAAUUUCAUGAUGGAUUUGCUGUCUUUUGG
Molecule: messenger RNA, 2103 nt
Organism: Ilex paraguariensis (yerba mate)
Lineage: Eukaryota; Viridiplantae; Streptophyta; Magnoliopsida; Aquifoliales; Aquifoliaceae
Source: the annotation of a GenBank genome assembly